CGGGACAUCUCGAGGUGAAGCCGAAUGAGGUGGCGGCUUACAGAGGGGCGGCCGCGCGGCGCGGCGGGCAGCCAAUGCGCGGCGCGCUUAGUGCGCCGGCUCGCUUUUUGAAUUGGUGUCGGCGGCCGCUCAUGGCGGAGGCUGUCUUUGCGGCACUGAAGAGAGAGACUUAAGACUUAAUCAUGGCCGACAACAGUACACUGAUGUCUGAAACUGGGAGGAGUCUCUUGGCUGAUUCUUCUGUUCUAGAUUCAAAAAUUAUAGAAAACUCAAAAGAGAACAUAUUUCCUGGGUCUGUUUCAGAUGUUGAAGAAGAAAUGCCUCAGAUAGAAACAAGAGUGAUUCUGGUUCAAGAAGCAGGGAAACGUGAAGAGCUUCUGAAAGCCUUGGAGACCAUUAAGAUAAUGGAAGUACCAGUUAUAAAGAUAAAGGAAACUAGUCCUGGUAAAUCAGAAGAAAAACUAAUAAAAAGUAUUAUUCUUAUGGAAAUUAAGGUGCCCUACAUAAAGAUGGACACAAUAGAAGAGCUUGGAGAUUCUGAUUCCCCAGAGCUUGAGACAGUGUUCGUUGUAACAGACUUCCAAGAUUCUAUCUUUAACAACCUCUGCAAAGCAGAUUGCCGUGUUGUUGGACCUCCAGUAGUAUUGCAGUGUGCACAGAAAGGAGAGCCUUUACCUUUCUCAUGUCGUCCACUGUACUGUGCAAGUAUGUUGAACUUGGUACUGUGCUUUACAGGAUUCAGAAAGAAAGAUGAAUUAGUUAAGCUAGUGACCUUGGUUCAUCAUAUGGGUGGAAUUAUUCGAAGAGACUUUAGCUCAAAAGUUACACAUCUGGUGGCUAACUCAACACAAGGGGACAAAUUCAGAAUUGCGGUGAGUCUAGGUACUCCUAUCAUGAAAGCUGAGUGGAUUUAUAAGGCUUGGGAGAGAAGAAAUGACAUUGAUUUCUGUGCAGCUGAUGAUGACUUUAGAAAUCAGUUCAAGGUUCCCCCCUUCCAGGACUGCAUGUUAAGUUUCCUUGGGUUCUCUGAUGAAGAGAAAGCUAACAUGGAAGAAAUGACAGAAAUGCAAGGGGGGUGUUAUUUACCAGUUGGUGAUGAAAGGUGCACACACUUAGUGGUUGAAGAAAAUACAGUAAAAGAUCUCCCAUUUCAACCUUUAAAAAAGCUUUAUGUUGUAAAGCAAGAGUGGUUCUGGGGAAGCAUUCAAAUGGAUGCCAGAGCUGGGGAGUCCAUGUAUUUAUUUGAAAAGUCGGAGAGUCCGGGCCUCAAAAAGUCAGUGUCGCUACUUUCUCUGAAUACUCCAAACAGCAACCGUAAAAGACGGCGUUUGAAAGAGACUCUUGCCCAACUGACCAGAGAAACUGACAUGUCGCCAUUCCCUCCUCGGAAACGCCCAUCAGCUGAACAUUCCCUUUCUAUUGGGUCCUUGCUGGAUAUUUCUAACACUCCAGAGUCAAGCGCUACCAAUGGAGAAACACCCAAAUCCUGUGCAAGGCCUUCUAAAAACUCAACUCCUCUGCCACUGAAGCAGUCUGCAAGAUGGCAGGUUGCAAAGGAAUUAUAUCAGACAGAAAGUAACUAUGUUGAUAUUCUAACAACAAUCAUUCAGUUGUUUCAAGUACCGCUGGAAAAGGAAGGACAACUUGGAGGACCAAUCCUUGCACAGGAAGAGAUCAAGACCAUAUUUGGCAGCAUUCCAGAUAUUCUUGAUGUGCAUACUAAAAUCAAGGAAGACCUGGAAGAUCUUAUGAUGAAUUGGACUGAAAGCAGAAGUAUUGGUGAUAUCAUUCUUAAAUAUUCAAAAGACUUGUUGAAAACAUACCCUCCAUUUGUGAAUUUCUUUGAAAUGAGCAAGGAAACUAUUACAAGAUGUGAAAAACAGAAGCCAAGGUUUCACGCUUUCCUAAAAAUAAACCAAGCUAAACCAGAAUGUGGCCGUCAAAGCCUAGCUGAACUUCUUAUCCGUCCCGUUCAGAGGCUGCCUAGUGUUGCUCUGCUUCUAAAUGAUCUUAAGAAGCAUACAGCAGAAGAAAACCCAGACAAAGUAACUCUAGAGAGAGCUAUUGAAUCAUUAAAGGAAGUGAUGACACACAUUAAUGAAGACAAAAGAAAAACAGAAGCACAAAGGCAGAUCUUUGAUGUUGUCUAUGAAGUUGAUGGAUGUCCAGCCAAUCUCUUGUCCUCUCACCGAAGCUUAGUUCAGCGUUUGGAAACUGUUGCACUUGGUGAUGACCUCUGUGACAGGGGAGAGCAGGUCACACUCUUUCUGUUUAAUGAUUGCCUAGAGAUUGCAAGGAAACGGCAUAAAGUUAUCGGUGCUUUCAAGAGUCCUCAUGGCCACACCAGGCCUCCUGCGUGUCUCAAGCAUGUUGUUCUCAUGCCUCUCUCCCAGAUCAAGAAAGUGCUAGAUAUCAGGGAGACGGAAGAUUGCCACAAAGCUUUUGCCUUGGUUGUGCGGCCACCUACAGAACAGAACAACAAGCUACUCAGUUUCCAGAUGACAGCUGAAGAACCUCCUAAAGAAGACUGGUUGAAGACGUUGUGUCGGCACGUGGCUAACACAAUUUGUAAAGCAGAUGCAGAAAACCUCAUUUAUACAGUUGAUCCUGAUUCAAUUGAAGUAAAUACUAAAGAUAUGGACAGUACAUUAAGCAGAGCAUCCAGAGCAAUAAAGAAAACGUCAAAAAAGGUUACAAGAGCGUUUUCUUUCACCAAGACACCAAAGAGGGCUCUUCGAAGGGCUUUGAUGACACACAGUACAACAGAAGGACGAAGUCCCUGCUCAACUAACGAGAGUUAUAUAGGCAGCUCGUCAUUAGCGGGUGUUCCUUCUCCUUCGUUGGUCAGCCUUCCUUCAAUCUUUGAAAAAAGGAGUCACACAUUAAGUCGAUCAACAACCCACUUGAUAUGAAGCAGUUUUAAAAUACAAUGCCAUAUUGUAGUGACUGACAAGCAGCUGGCUGUUCGAAUGACCUGUUACUGACAUUAAUGGUACCUUAGUCAUUAGCACUUAGCAAAAUGUUAGAUAACACUAAGUUAAUCACAAGGUGUUUUAGUCAUAUUGAAGCAGAUCAGCUAAUCAGUGGAACAAGCAACUUGGUCUUUGUUUAAGACAAAGUUCUCUUGCACAAAUCUGUUUUCUCACCAGCAUAAUGGAAGCAUUUUCUUUCAUUAAACUGUCCCCUCUAGGCAAUAAACUAGUUUGUCAGAUUUUGAAAUGAAGAUGAUGUUCAUGUAACAUACCACUGUUUUGGAUGACGCUUGUGCUUGCCUUACGUCAUCAAUUGGCUGAGCACUCGAAUACCUGAGCUGUUGAUGUCUUCAGUGGAGAUGCGUUAUGAAAUACCUGACCUUUUAAGUAUGACAGUUGACCUGUUGUACAGCUGCUUAUUCUGGAUAUUUUGUAAAUGUAGCUGUUUAUAAAGAAAUAUUCUUAUUUGAGUGACUCGAUUAUAGUCUUCUGCAGUCUCACUGUAACACAGUGGUAAGUAAUUUAGGUUUAUUUGAACAGUAAGUUUAAAGGCCAGGACUAGCUUUGACCACCCAAAGUGAUUCAGGACAAUUCAGUUCUUUGAAGUGGAAGUCCAAGAAAAAUAAUUAUGCUCUGUUGUGCUGUUGUGUGUGGUGUUUCUUCUCUCCCUCUCUCCCUCCCUAAACAGCCAUAACAAAAAGGAACCUCCAAAUAGCUAACAGUUCUUCAUUUAAUACAUGAGAUUAUUGGUGGGGAGUUGAAACUUGAGGGCCUGGUUUUGGUGUGUUAAAUUUUAGGUGUAGUACUACUAAGGCUUUUACCCAAGUUGCUCAUAUAUUAACGUCUUCAUGCACACCCAUGUUUUUCUUUCAUCUCCUCUCAACAGACACUAUGAUCCAACACUAUCUCGGGAAUCAUCUAGAUAUGUAUAUUUCUGCAUUUCAUUAACGGUUUAACUGUCUGUUUGUAUUAGGAGUUCUCAACUUCUGCUUCUUUUUUUUUUUUUCUUUUUUUUUAACCACCACAACGCUGUCUUAUGUCUAUAUGUAAUUAGUGAUGCUUCCCAGUGUGUCAUAUUUUGUCUGUUAACUGUUUUUAUAUAGCUUUUUUUGUCAGUCCAAGCAAUGUAAAUAAACUGUUUAAAAUAACACUGCUUGUAGUUUUGCUAAACAGACUUUUAUAAAAGUCCACUUUUUUUAUAAAAAUAUUGUGUUGGGCUAUAGCCUACAAAUGUAUUCUGGCUAGCCAUAUAGCUAUAGUUAGUAAUAUAUAAGCUAGCAGACAAAAUCUACCAAAACUGAUCAUUGUUCUUUUUAUAUAUGCAUUGUUCUCCUCACCUCCGCCCUGCUCCUAACCCCCACAAAAAUAUGGAUAUGGGGGGCUUUUUGUCCUUAUCCACUCGAAGCAAACGUCUGAGUUAAAUAUGCACUGAAGUUUAUCAAAUAAGGAACCAUGAAGUGGCUGUAGGAAAUAAAUUGUUUAAUAAAUAUUAUCCUGAAAAAUCAA
This is a messenger RNA of Dromaius novaehollandiae (emu), 4478 nucleotides long. It is a transcript of the gene ECT2, whose product is annotated as epithelial cell transforming 2. The record is from RefSeq and is a predicted model, not a curated record. Lineage: Eukaryota; Metazoa; Chordata; Aves; Casuariiformes; Dromaiidae. Gene Ontology annotation, molecular function: guanyl-nucleotide exchange factor activity; GTPase activator activity. Gene Ontology annotation, biological process: activation of GTPase activity; intracellular signal transduction; regulation of cytokinesis, actomyosin contractile ring assembly. Gene Ontology annotation, cellular component: cell cortex; nucleus. The transcript is spliced from 25 exons. Bases 183 to 2912 code for a protein of 909 amino acids.